AUGCAGAUGGAGAAACUGUCAUCAUCACCUCAGAGCGUGAAGAGCAUCUCCCAAAAGUCAGGUCUGCAACAGGAUACACCGGCCCCGCCAUCGUUGACACACAGAAGCCUGUUGGUGGCAGACUUGAAGAAACGGGAUAUUGUGGAUGUGGCUAUCAGCGAUAUGAGGCUGAGGAAGUAUGACCACGGCAUGGCUCAGCCUGCCGUCUUUGUCAUUCGACAGGAUGGAACCGUUCUGUAUCGAUGGGCGAUUGUGCCUAGCCUGAUGAACUUGGGCGGAGCAAAGGACAGGCCGCUUCUCGAGGAGAUCUGGCAUAACGUGGAUGCAAGCCUUCAUGGGAAGGAAGCAGUACACACGACAUAUUCGACCGCCGGGGUGGCGGCAGUGAUUCGGGAGAAGCUCCGGUCACGCUAA
This is a messenger RNA of Microdochium trichocladiopsis, 414 nucleotides long. RefSeq lists its product as uncharacterized. The transcript is spliced from 2 exons. Lineage: Eukaryota; Fungi; Ascomycota; Sordariomycetes; Xylariales; Microdochiaceae. The record is from RefSeq and is a predicted model, not a curated record. Bases 1 to 414 code for a protein of 137 amino acids.